CCGCGGGCGGGCGUACACCGCCGCUGAGUCGCCGGAGCGCACACUCGGACCCGAGAUGACGGCGAGCAAGCGGGCGGCGAAGUCUCGGGCCUGGGGAAAGUUUUGGCAGAACUCAUCUAUAGCAGAUAAAGUCCAAGUGUGCCCAGUGUUAGUAAGUCAGGAAAUGUCCAUGCCACAGCUUCUCCAUUCAUCCCUGGCCUUCACUGCUGCCAGAGUCACAGGAAAAGAACUGGAGAAUGCUUUCAGGACAAAGGACUCCUAAGAGAGCUGACUCCCAAGUUGUAGCACCUGGAGGCAGUGACCUUCAUCAUCCCUCCAUCUAGCCACCGACAUUGGAGCUGGAGGACCUUCAGAAGGAUCUUCCCUGCUUCCUGAGGAACCUGUUCAGUGAAGACACCGACGUCCUGGUGUGGCAUGCACUUCUCCUGCCCUUUUAGGUGUACGGCAUGGUGGUUAGAUGAGAAGAUCACAGGCUUUACAAAGGGCUCCCCCCGGGGUAUUCCCAGCGCCCACCUGGCCCCACCCACAGUCACUACAACGUCACUGACUGUGUUUCCUACGCUGCACCUUCCCUCCCGUGACUCUUCAGUAAUUGCCCACUUGCGCUCCUCGAUCCCUUCACCAUUCUCACCCAGCCCCUCAACCCCCUGCUCCUUGGCAACCAUCCAUCUGUUCUCUGGAUCUGAGUUGCCACCCUACAACCUCAAGGCCUUCAACCUGCGCAUCAAUUUCCCCAGGGAAUAUCCGUUAAGGCCGCCCACAGUGAUAUUCACAACCCCAAUCUACCACCCCAACGUGGACCUUGAAGGUCGGGUGUGCCUGCCCAUCAUCAGCAACCAGCACUGGAAUCCCCGAACGAAGGCCUCCCGAGUCCUGGAAGACCUCAACUUGCUGGUGAACCGCCUGGACCUGAACGAGCCCAUGCGCCUGGAGCUUGCUCAACAGCUGAAGCAGACCCCGGAGCUGUUCUACAGGAGGGCCGAAGAGCACACCCUCGAGUUUGGAGAGCAUCGGCCCUCCUAGCUCUGGUCUGCCCCACUGUGGGCAUGAUGGAUGGACACACCACAUGGCCUGGGGACAGAGCCCCUUGGUGGCCCAUUCCCUGCUGUUUUUAAGGGCUUUUUUUCUCCUUAGGUUGUUACUCAUUAGUCGUGUGUGGUAUGUGCCGACCCAGUUCUAGUUUCACCUGGCCACAGGUGUGCUUUCCCACUCCCUGUCUCUGCCCCAGAGCUGGGCUCUUUAGGUUUGCAGAAUCACAGGCCAGCUCUCCAGUGUUCUCUGACGUGGGGAUCCUGGUCUUACUAGUUGCUCUAUCUUGAGCUCACCUUCCAGGCCAGCUCACAGGAAAUCAGCCCAGCAGCCAAUACCCCUGGGGGCCUGAGGGGAGUGGGGGGGGGCAGGGCUGGGAGGCAGGGCCCAUGGCGGGAGUCAUUUGCAAUUGGGUGAUUGUUGAUUACAUGAUUGAAAUCAGCCAGGCUGCUGUUAAACCUUUUCCACUGAUCAUCACUAAGCGAAGAAUCUGAUCUCCGUGCUGGAAGUCUGACUACUUGGUUUUCCAAGCCACUUGGAAUCUCAUUAGGUUGCCCCUCCCUGGGGGCCGGGCCUCAGGGGGGACGCAGUGGCACCUCCAGCUUCCAGUCCAGGGGGCUCACAGAAAUCACAUGUUAGUCCAGCCAUUAAAGCCACAGACAAGC
Molecule: messenger RNA, 1694 nt
Organism: Artibeus jamaicensis (Jamaican fruit-eating bat)
Lineage: Eukaryota; Metazoa; Chordata; Mammalia; Chiroptera; Phyllostomidae
Gene: UBE2L6
Product: ubiquitin conjugating enzyme E2 L6
Exons: 7
Coding region: 415-1023 (202 amino acids)
Source: RefSeq, a predicted model, not a curated record